Rhineura floridana is the source of this 1176-nucleotide messenger RNA. RefSeq names its product visual system homeobox 2 (gene VSX2). Gene Ontology annotation, cellular component: nucleus. Gene Ontology annotation, molecular function: sequence-specific double-stranded DNA binding; DNA-binding transcription factor activity, RNA polymerase II-specific. Bases 1 to 1176 code for a protein of 391 amino acids. Gene Ontology annotation, biological process: regulation of transcription by RNA polymerase II. The transcript is spliced from 5 exons. The record is from RefSeq and is a predicted model, not a curated record. Lineage: Eukaryota; Metazoa; Chordata; Lepidosauria; Squamata; Rhineuridae.
AUGACGGGCAAAGCGGGGGAUGCGCUCGCCCACAACCUACCCGGCAAGCUCAAAGCCCCCGACGGCGCGCCUCCACCGCCGGCCUCCGGCCCCACAGGGGCAGGGGGCACGGUAAGGGCCGUAGUCACGGGAGCCAAGCCCUGCUCGGGCCCCACGGCGCCUCGCUGCACCGGCUUCGGCAUCCAGGAGAUCCUGGGCUUGAACAAGGAGCCGCCUUCGCACCCUCGCGCAGCCCUGGACUCCUUACCCGCCGGGCACCUGCUGGCGGCCCGCUCCGUCCUCAGCCCCGCCGGGGUGGGCAGCGUGGGCAUGGGCUUGCUGAGCGCCGGCAGUCUCCCAGGCUUCUACGCGCAGCCCACUUUCUUGGAGGUCCUGGCGGACCCGCCCAGCGUCCACCUGCAGCCGCUGGGCCGAGCCCCCGCGCAGCUAGACACCAGCCAGACAGCCAGCUCAGAUUCCGAGGAUGUUUCCUCCAGCGACAGAAAGAUGUCCAAAUCCUCCUUGAACCAGAGCAAGAAGAGGAAGAAGAGGCGGCACAGGACAAUCUUCACAUCCUAUCAACUGGAGGAGCUGGAAAAAGCAUUCAACGAGGCCCAUUAUCCUGACGUUUAUGCAAGGGAGAUGCUGGCUAUGAAAACAGAACUUCCUGAAGACCGAAUACAGGUUUGGUUUCAGAAUCGAAGGGCCAAAUGGCGGAAGAGGGAGAAAUGCUGGGGCAGAAGCAGUGUAAUGGCGGAAUAUGGGCUUUAUGGUGCAAUGGUACGUCACUCCAUCCCAUUGCCAGAAUCCAUCCUCAAAUCGGCCAAGGAUGGUAUAAUGGAAUCCUGCGCUCCUUGGCUGUUGGGGAUGCACAAAAAAUCUCUGGAGGCAGCGGCUGAGGCGGGAAGGAAGCCGGAGAUGGAGCGCCAGGCCCUGCCCAAGCUUGACAAGAGUGACAAGGAAGAAAGGGGGCCAGAUUCCAAAACCACCAUUUCCCAGGAGGAACUGAGAGAGAACAGCAUUGCUGCCCUCAGGGCCAAAGCUCAGGAGCACAGCACCAAAGUCCUGGGGACCAUCCCUGGAGAUCCUCCUGCCCCAAUCAGAAAGCCAGAGAAAGAAGAAGAAGCAGACACAGCAGAGGAUGAACGGCAAAUGGAAAAGUCAGAUUUAUCACAAAAGGAAGAUAAGCUGAUUUAG